This is a messenger RNA of Carcharodon carcharias (great white shark), 5136 nucleotides long. It is a transcript of the gene eif2ak2, whose product is annotated as eukaryotic translation initiation factor 2-alpha kinase 2. Gene Ontology annotation, molecular function: protein kinase activity; ATP binding. Gene Ontology annotation, biological process: protein phosphorylation. Lineage: Eukaryota; Metazoa; Chordata; Chondrichthyes; Lamniformes; Lamnidae. The coding region runs from base 150 to 2147 and encodes 665 amino acids. The record is from RefSeq and is a predicted model, not a curated record. The transcript is spliced from 21 exons.
GCGACGAAGCAGACUGUGUUCAGUUGCGACCCACCCGCCUCCAGUGAGGGAGACAGACAUUACGGCUGCGCGCAUUGACUGUGAGUUGGUACAUUUUCAGAGCUCUCCAUUGAAAGAACUACUCCUGCUCCUAACUGCCCCUGGAAGAAAUGACGACUUCAGGAUCUGCUUUACACAUGGCUGUGGAGCAACUCCAGUUGUAUGCAAAGAACAUUGAAAAACCUUUGAGCUGGGAAUGCAAAAUGAAAGGACCAGCUCACGACAUCUUGUUCACAUUCUGUGCAAAAGUUGGUGAAGAAACAUUCCCUGAAGCCCAGGGCAAAACCAAGAAGGAAGCUAAGUACAAUGCUGCUAAAAUUGCUUUAGAGACUUUGAAUCUUCAAAAUAUGGCUCUUGACAGGACUACUCAAACAACAUCCCCAGCCGGCAUGGGAAACUACAUCAGCAAACUCAACGAGUAUGGGCAGAAGAAAAGCACACAUCCCGAUUACAGGUUUAGCCAGAUAAAUACAGGGAUGGAUCAUGUACAAAAGUUUUCAUGUAGAGUUGUCAUGGAUAAAAAAGAAUAUCCAAUAGGCUAUGGUCGAAGCAAGCAAGAUGCCAAACGUGAAGCAGCAAGACUCGCUUAUGAGGAAAUUGACCCGAUUCUGCCACUUUGUAAGGAUAUGGCAAAGUUCGAUGUAGAGAAUGGGGAAGAACCCAAGAGCAUCGCAGAAGGCUCUCCUGACCAGAAUCCCAAAAGAUUAACAGCAGAUGAAAUUGAUGAGAAUGAGAAGAGGAAUGAAGAAUAUACAUCCACAGCGAGUAUGGAUGGGACUUCACAAGAUUUCAAUUCCAGACCGCUGGAACAGAACUGGAAAAAUGCGAUUGGAGAGUUGCAUGAAUAUUGCCAAAAAAGAAAUCUGCCAUGCAAGGUUGUGGAAGUAGAUAAGCGUGGGCCAUCUCACACUCCAGAAUUUACCCUACAAUUUGAAAUAAAUGGCAAACCUUUCCCAAGUGCUUCUGGAGAAAACAAACAGAAGGCCAAACAGAAAGCUGCCAUCCUUGCUUUAAAGGAACUUAAGGCCUCUGAUGUAUCCUGGUGGACACAGGAGUUGAGCAGUGUUUCAGAAGAUGACCUUGUGUUGAAGGGGAGUCCUGAAGAUUCGGAUGGUUCCAGCUUCAUUUCAUUCAGGGACUCUAAAACAGCACCACAUACUCCGAAAGCGGUAACUACUGAUGGAUCCAAAUCAAAACGGCGAUUAGCUCCAAGCUUUACUGCACCAGACUCGGAAACUGACUCCACGUCUUUUCAGAUUGACAGUAGCAGUGGACAAGAUCCAAGCCUGGAAGUGAAAAUUGAGGGAUUUUCAGAGAUUGAAGAAAUUGGUAAAGGAGGCUUUGGCUGCGUUUACAAAGCAAAGAAUGAUAUUGAUAAAAAAUACUACGCUAUCAAGGAAGUCCCAGUGCAGGAUAAUGAGAAAACAGUUCGUGAAGCUGAGUCCUUGGCGAAAAUGGAACAUAUAAACAUUGUUCGAUACCACCAUUCUUGGUUUGCGAAAAGCACCCAAAUCAACCGCCGGAUCACGAAGUCCCUAUUUAUUAAAAUGGAGUUGUAUAACAGGAACUUGAGAGAAUGGAUAAUGGAUUCUGAAAAUAGUAAACCUGCCCAGAAGGAAGUUGCUUUGUCCAUAUUCCGUCAAUUAUUAGAUGGAGUUGUUUACAUUCAUCAGUUGAACAUGAUUCAUCGGGACCUGAAGCCAGCGAAUAUCUUCCUAAAAGAAGAAGCCACUGUGAAGAUAGGUGACUUUGGUCUUGUUAGAACUUUGGAUGAUCAGAAAUCGCUCACCACAAACAUCGGAACACCUAGAUACAUGAGCCCAGAACAGUUUAAAUACCAAGAGUACAACCACAAAGUCGACAUCUAUGCACUGGGGCUGAUUUUCUUUGAGCUUCUGUGGAUAUAUCAUGGGUGCGCAAUGGAAAAAAGCAAGAAGUGGAAUGAUAUUCGGCUCGGCAAGUUGCCUUCAUCGUUUUUUGAUAACUGUCCCUUCCAGAGUUGCUUAAUCCGAAAAAUGCUCUGUGAAAUUGCAAGAGAGAGACCAGAAGCAGAGGAGGUAAAGCGGAAACUGGAAUCCGAUUAUAACCAGGAAUCAAAAACCAUUUAAAGAAAUCGGAACCGAGGAGGCACCUCCCAGAUAACUAGCUAGAAUUAAAAAGUCAGUCACUUAGCAUCUGUUCCUUAAAGUUAGACAUUCUAAUAUGUACUUUUUGAGAUUCACUUUUAAUAUUAUCAUAACCUAUGCAUUAUUAUUUUGGCUGCUCAUCCGAUCACUGUAAAGCAAUCUAGUUUUGACCGAAUGUAAUGAGCGCCAGGUCAGUUAGGCUAGACCAGGCUUGUCCAACCUUUUCGUAUGUGUGUGGGUUGUGGGGGGGGGCACAUUUCAAUUUUUCUUACACUAGUGGGGGCCAAUGACCAAAUUUCAGAAAGAUAGGGCAGAAUCUUCUGGUCAGCAUGGGGGGUCAGGUGUGCGUCACAUGAGGGGUCAUGUCUGAGCAAUUUUUAAAAUGAUUUUUUUUCCAUUUUUCAUAAUGAGCUCCGUGCCUCGGGGAGAUUUCUGCGCUCUUUCUCACACAUGCAUGAAAGAGCGCAGGCCCCGACUCUCCCCCCUCCCCCGCUCGCACAGGUAGCGCUGAGCGCUUCUGGCUGCAAGCAUCCAAUCGCGGGCGGUGUUCAGCUGCACAGCCGCUCCCACCCAGCCUGCAUGAUGGGGAGAAAAUCCUCCCCAGAGGGUUUGGCCCAACAUUAAACAUGAAUUUCAAAAACAAAAGCUGACGUAUGAAAAGAACCAACUUGCUGAGCAAAAAAAAUCACAGCAAUAAAUUAUUUAUUACUCAUUUUUUAAAAAUUAAGGCAACUCCUAGAGAGUGAAAGGAUGUGAGUGUGUGUGUGUGUCCAGUUCACUCCCAGUCUCAGGAUGCUCACUCACUCCUCUAAUUCUAACCUCUUGUGCAUCCCUGAUUUUAAUGACUUCACUAUUGGUGGCUGUGCCUUUAGAUUUCUAGGCACCUAAGGAAUUCCCUCCUCCCACCUCUCUGCCCCUUCCUCCUUUUAAGAUUCUCCUUUUGACCUACCUCCUUAACCAAGUUUUUGGUCAUCUGUCCUAAUAUCUGCUGAUAUGACUCAGUGUCAUAUUUCGUCCGAUAAAAUUACUGCAAAGCACCUUGGGACAUGUUAUUAUGUUAAAGGCACUAGCUAAAUUCAAGUUGUUGAUAAUAGUGUUUGCCAAUAGUAAAGGAGGAAGGGGCAGGAGUGGGCUAUAAUAAAACUAAAUAAAGAAGAGGUGUUUAAAAGGUUGGCAGUGCUCAAAGUAGAAAAGUCACUUGGUCAGGAUGAGAUGCAUCCUAGGUUGCUGAGAGAAGUAAGGAUGGAAAUUGUGGAGGCCCUGGCCACAAUCUCCCAAUCAUCCUUGGAUAUGGGACGGGAGGAUUGCAAACGUGACAUCCCUGUUCAAAAAAGGAGGGGUUAAACCCAGCAGUUUUGGGCCAAUCAGCCUAAAAUCAGUGGUGGGGAAACUUUAUGAUUCACAAUUCAGGAGCAAAAUGAAUUGGCACUUGGGAAAGAAUGGGCUAAAAAUGAAAGUAAGCAUGAGUUUGCUAAGGUCAUGUUUGACUAACUUGGCCUAGUUCGUCAAUGAAAUAAUGGAGAAGGUUGAUGAAGGAUAUUGUUCAGGAGACCAUAGAGGAGCCAAAAUAGGUAAACAGGUGGCAAAUUUAAAGCAGAGAGUGUUAAACUAAUGUAUUUUAGAAAGAAGAAUGAAGCCAGGCAAUAUGAAUUAAAUACUGGGUGCAGGAACUGAGAGACAUGGGGGUUUGCAUACAGAAAUCUUUGAAAGUUGAUAAAGCUAUUUAGAAAAACACACGGGAUCCUUGGUUUUAUAAAUAGAGGCAUGAAGUGCAAAAGCUAGGAAGACAUCCUAAAUCUUUCAUAAAACUUUGUCAGGCUCCGGUCUAAUAUGUCCAAAUAUGUCUAAUAUGUCCAAACCUGGCCACUACAUUUUAAGAAGUAUGUCAGGGUCUUCGAGAUGAUGCAGAGGAGAUUUACUAGAAUGGUCCCAGGAUGAGGGACUUCAAUUAAAAUUUAAGAAAGACCUUCCUUUAUGUAGAGCAUUUCACAACCUCAGGAUGUCCCAACGCAUCUGUGGAAAUCAGUGUUAAUGAAAACUAGGCACAGAAUUGGAAACUUGCUAUUGCCCAAUCCAAAUUUCACCUCUAGUUUCUCCAAGUCUUUCCUAUCAAAUCUCUUCUUAAUGCUAAAGGCCUCCAUUAGUCUAAUCCAGAGAAAAGAGACAUGUGCAGCCUUUCCUGACAGUUAUAACCUCUCAAUUCUGUUAACAUCCUUGUGAACCUAUUCUCUGCCUACCUUGCACCAUCUUCUAAAAUCCCUUCCCUUUGGUCAGCCCUUUGCUUUUAAGCCCUGUUUAAUGCCCCCCCUCCCACCCCGUCCCUACUCGUGAUCAGUGAAAUAUUUGUUUUAUUGUGGAGGUUGGGGGUAAAAUGAUAUAUUUUAAGCUGAUGCCACAGGUGGGGAACAUUACGCCCUGCCCCACCCUGCCCCCUAACCAGCUGCUCCCACCCCCCCGCAAUCCCCCCCAUAUUAUAAAAAGGAUUUAGAAGCAGUAAAGAAAUUACAAAAAAGAUGUACAAGGAUGGUACCAGAACUGAGAGGUUAUAUCUGUCAGGAAAUGCUGAACAGGCUGGGAUUGUCUCCUUUGGAAAAGAGAAGGCUGAGGGAUGACCUGAUAGAAGUUUUUAAAAUAAUGAGAGGAUUGGACAAGUUAGUUGUCGAGUAAAUGUUUCCACAUACGUGUGAGACCAAAAUUAGAAAUCAUAAAUUUAAGGUAGCCAUUAAUAAAUCCAAUACAAUGUGCACGAGGAACUUCUUUACCCAGAGAGUGGAUAGAAUGUGGAACUUGCUACCACAUGAAAUGGUUGAAGUGAAUCAUAUACAGAAAAAAGGAGACAUAAUGUCGAAGCUUUUUGUCUUGCACUUAUCAGGACAGCUUGCAAGAAAUUAUCAACUGUAACGGGGGAACAACAAUAUAGACUGCAUGAGAAGAGAGUGCUGAUUGAUUGGUAAGUAAGCUCUGAUCGGUG